GAGAGGAGGCGAGUGUGUUCAAGUGUUCCGUUUCCAGGGAGACGGAGUGCAGCCGCGUGGGGAAGCAGUCAUUCAUCAUCACACUGGGCUGUAACAGCGUCCUGCUGCAGUUCUCCUCACCUGCAGACUUUCAGUCCUUUUAUAAUGUCCUGAAGAACAGUCGUGGGCAUAGCAGUGAGCGCUCUGUAUUCAGUGACAGAACAGAGGAGUCCUCUGCUGUACAGUACUUCCAGUUUUAUGGCUACCUCUCCCAGCAACAGAACAUGAUGCAGGACUACGUUCGGACAGGCACUUACCAGCGGGCGAUUCUCCAGAACCACACCGACUUCAAGGAUAAGGUGGUGCUGGAUGUUGGUUGUGGCUCAGGGAUCCUCUCUUUCUUUGCAGCCCAGGCUGGGGCCAGGAAGGUCUACGCUGUGGAGGCCAGCACCAUGGCACAACACGCUGAGGUGCUGGUCAACAGUAACCGCCUAGGGGAGCGUGUGGUCGUCAUCCCGGGAAAGGUAGAGGAGGUGACACUGCCUGAGCAGGUUGACAUCAUCAUCUCGGAGCCCAUGGGAUACAUGCUGUUCAAUGAGCGCAUGCUGGAGAGCUACCUGCAUGCCAAGAAGUUCCUCAAACCCAACGGUAAAAUGUUCCCAACCAUUGGUGACGUCCACCUGGCCCCCUUCACAGACGAGCAGCUCUACAUGGAGCAGUUCACCAAGGCCAACUUCUGGUACCAGCCCUCCUUCCACGGCGUAGACCUGUCUGCCCUGCGGGGGGCAGCAGUGGACGAGUAUUUCCGUCAGCCAAUUGUGGACACAUUUGAUAUCCGUAUUCUGAUGGCCAAGUCGGUCAAAUACACAGUCAACUUCCUGGAGACCAAAGAAGAGGAUCUGUACAGGAUAGAGAUUCCCUUUAAGUUCCACAUGAUGCACUCAGGCCUGGUGCACGGCCUGGCUUUCUGGUUUGACGUGGCGUUUAUGGGAUCAGUGAUGACAGUGUGGCUGUCCACAGCACCCACAGAGCCUCUCACCCACUGGUACCAGGUGCGCUGUCUGCUGCAGUCUCCCCUCUUCACCAAGGCUGGGGAUACGCUGUCCGGCACCGCGAUGCUGGUGGCCAACAAGAGACAAAGCUACGACAUCAGUAUUGUUGCCCAGGUGGAUCAGACAGGAUCAAAGUCCAGCAAUCUCCUGGACUUGAAGAACCCCUUUUUCAGGUACACAGGCUCCACCCCAAAUCCCCCUCCUGGCUCACACUACACCUCCCCAUCCGAGAACAUGUGGAACACGGGUUCGGCCUACAGCAUGAGUCAGGGGAUGGCUGUAUCAGGGAUGCCUGCAGCUUAUGACCUCAGUACAGUCAUUGGCAGCGGCCCGUCAGUGUCUCACAACAACCUCAUCCCCCUGGUGAACACAGGCAUUGUAAACCACACUCACUCCAGGAUGGGCUCCAUCAUGAGCACAGGAAUUGUCCAGGGAGCCACUACGGGCCAGUCAGGCCCCAGCAGCAGCGGUACUUACUAUCCCGUCACCAACCAGUUCACCAUGGGGGGCGCUGCCAUCUCCAUGGCCUCACCUAUGGUCAUCCCCAGCAACACCAUGCAUUACGGCAGUUAAGACGAAGACCUCGCAAAGACCUCUUCGUCCUCCCCGCCCCUGCAUGACAAGAGACCCCCGAUCCCUCCCAGUGGCGCCCUUCAGUCCGCCCCCUCCACCCUUCAAUCCUGACUGACCCACCAACCGCAGCCAAAACCAAUAUACCAAAAGCAGUGCUGUGCUGGCACUUCCUCCUCUUGUUCGUCACCCUCAUUCUAGUCCUUCACUAUAUGAACGGUCGAACGCUCUCAUAUCCGUCCAGACUCUUGUCUUGUUCACAGACAGAAACCCCCCUCCCCCUCCCUUGGAUCCAUUGGGAUUGUAACAAGUGCACAUCCAAGAUGCACCGCAUCUAUCCCCUUCCCGGGUUUCCCCCCUCCCCCCCAACAUGUAUCUCAAUCCCUCCUUUCCCGUUCCUGUUUACGUUUUUUAUUGUGUCAUGUCAAAGUGUUUCUUCAAACCCUUCUUUCCCUGAGAAUCAACUCGUUGCCAGAUACCAGCAUCAGUCCGUACCUACAAUCCUCCUCGCCUCUUUACCGGACCUACACUGAAGCUUUUCAUUAUUACAAUAGGACACGAUUAUCAUCAACACUCAUCUCUGGGCGGCCAUCUUGGCUUUUCAUAUCUGAUUAAAAUCGUCAAGGCCCCUCUGCACUUCUUAAGAGACUAAACAGUUCCUUCAAAUCACAAAUAAUAUAGUCUAGUCAUGCAGAUCGUUUUGGUUUUAGGCAAUUAUAUCAGAAACUUAAGCUGUCUACAUGCUUAGGCACCCUAAGGUGUAUGUGGAAAAUAUGCUUUUUUUUUUUGUGACUUGGACAAACUGACCCUGCUCAUUACCCGACGUGUGGUUCUAAUUAAAAGCAGUUGUGUGAUGCGUCCCGCUAGGAUCCAUCUGAGCAUCACAUUUUGAGAGACUGGCACGUUGGUCACCUUCCAUGCUGAGUAACGAGAUAAACAAGCACCAUAAUCAGCUGUGUGUCCACUGUAGAUUGCAGCUUCCAGUCGCCUUUGCUAAUACUACAGCAAACACUACAUUGACUGGAAGUGCUGACCGUGCUAGACUAUUAGGCUACAUCACAGCAAAUGGUGAUAUGCUGUAUGCCAUAUUUAUACUCUAUUUUUAAAUCUGCUUGAAUUGAUAUUUUUGACUGCUUGGGAGCGGGGGGGCACGAGAACAAACACAGCACUGAUACAUCACUUUAUACAUUUGUUAUGCUGAACAUACUGGCUAACUGGUAUGUACUCAUCUUCCACAUAGAGAAAUAUUCUGAUCACCAGACAAAUGUUAACUCCAAUAUUCACUCUCCUCUAAACUCUGUUUUGGUCUCAGCUCCUGAGAAGAAGAUCUGGCUCUUCAGCUGCUAAAUGCUCCACUGUGUUCACCAGCUAGUCGCUAACUUUUCCCAUCUGUUUGUUGCCUGGCAGACUGUUUACAGUGGCUUUAAUCAGAGCUUUUUCACUGAAAACAGCUGCCUGUUGCUGGUGGAAACAAGGUUGAUAGAGGCGCUUUUGGAGCGAACCAAAACAAUCAAUUUGUGGGCCAUGGAACCAAAAAUGGAAGACGCUAAAAAGCUACGUAGAGCUGAGAGCAGCUGCAGAGUUUGGUGAUGUUUCUCUGUGGGUUCAGCAUGAGCGACACCUUUCACAUCUCACACAGUCAUUUGAUUCAUAGUCACUUUAAAUAAUAUUGACUAGUAGCAGCUUUAAAUAUGCUUGUACACCUCACCCAUACCCACGAUGUGGUUAGCCUAGCUUGGCUCAAAAACUGCUAUCCUAUUUGUAUCUGAAAUUAAAAUAUACACCUCCCAAAAACUCCUUAGUUAAACUUUAUAUAUUGUUGAUUUAAUAUGUAAAAAAAAAAAUAUAAAAAUAAAAUCGUAAAAACAAGGCGUUUUCUGAUCAUUAUGCUGGAGCCUUUUUUUUCAGCUGGGUGCCGUGUCCGCACGCAGCAUCUCAAAAAAUCCUGUCCUCAUAGUGGGGUUGCCAGGUUUGAGCACCGUCCAAAGUGAACAAAAAUCCAGGUGACUCUUUUUAUCUCCUCUUACAGCCAAUUAAUGAAAGGAGUUGUUGGAAGGUGUAUUUUGUCUAGGCUAACCUUUUGUCUCCGAGAUAUUUCUCUGUACUAGAAAUUGAAUACAUAUCUCUUUUUCAUCACUGUGGGUUGGAUGGUGAACAAGCAUAUUUCCUAAACUCUUGGACGGUUUAGAGCUGCCACAGGUUAGAAUUCUCUCACUUUUUAAGGCCUCAGAAUGCUUCAGCUGUGCGUCGUACGAUCGCAUCUAAAGGGAAAAGUGUUUAUAGCUGUUCUGAAUGGCCACAUCUGUCAUAGCCACUGCCUCACUGAUGUGUGUCUUUGUGUAGUCUUUAAUCGUACAGUACUUUCAGUCUCUCUGUAAAAGCAUUCUUGGUGUUGUCCUUGGUUGUACAGACAAAAAGUGACAGUCGUAGUUGUGUGAAUAAUAAAAACAAACAAACAUAGCUUUAUAGAGAACUUUGAACCCUGCUUUCAUACCUGUGCAGUCAGCUAAUUGCUGCUUUUAGUAGGCGCGCUUGUCGGAUUUGUAGAGGUUACAAAAUUGGCAGAUCUGACGAGCACUUUGAAGCAUACAGAGGCCUUAGGCAAUCCCAUGAGACGCCAAUCUAUGAGGGACUUGUGGAUGAUCUUGGUGUUUUCUUGAUACCCAGCACGGAAGUUGACCAGUGGGACACACGCCAAAAUCUUUGUGUCUUUGUUAAAGCCAGUCCCAUAAACCUGAAACCUUCUGCUGGAAUCCAUCGCCUGUUCUCUUUACCCAGUUUUUUUUAUUUAAGCUGAGAGGACAUUGCAGCAGCUCCUCCCCGGCCAGUCAUUUGUUUGAGCCAGAUUGCUCCGGCACAGUUGGAGGAGGAAGAUUCUAGAAGACACCAGUAAGGACCAAUGACCCAGGUGGCAGCCAGCUGGCUGCCGGAAUGAGGAAAAAAACUGUGCUGGAUUGGCAGCGUCCUCGUUUACAUCCUCGCUUCCUACCCCUGCUCUCUCCUCCCAACCUCCUUUGAGACUGAGUGACUGUCGCAAAGAGACUUCAAUGUCGAGGCACGGGAGACGGGUCGCCUCCCCCCUCGUCUGUUCACUAUGUAUGACCUCCAACAUAUCAUGCCCCCACUCCCCGACGCACCUGAUGCCCCUUUCCCCCUUUUAUUGGUCAAGGAGAGAAAGACUGACACGCGUAUGCAUUGCUUCCAGUGUCGCAACUGUUGGACUCGGUUCAUUUGGAAUUUAUGAGUUAGUACGUUUUAAGAGAGCUGAUAAAAAAAAAAAAUGUCUCUUUGUAGGAUUAACCUUUUUGUUGUCUUUAUUUUGUUUUUUCUUUCACAAAAAACAACAAACUGAAAAAAAGAGAGCAAAUUAAAUGUGGUGGCGAUGUUCCAAAACCAUCCUGGAAUCAGGCGUUGUAGUACUUUAAUUUGUUCACUCUAGUUUGUUAAAUAGACUGUGACACACCCAGAUGUUUACCGUGUGGUAGCUAGCCUAUAGCAAUCAUGUCCCUUUUGUCAUGGAGUCAUUGCUUUUUGUAGUCAAUAGUGGCCUCCACUUUUAUCAUGGAAAAGUGUACGAGGAAGACUGUGUGUCAUGUUCUGUCUUUUCUGUGUGUUGACCAACCAGUAAUAACACCUUUCUCACUGUCUGA
Molecule: messenger RNA, 5251 nt
Organism: Morone saxatilis (striped sea-bass)
Lineage: Eukaryota; Metazoa; Chordata; Actinopteri; Moronidae
Gene: carm1
Product: coactivator-associated arginine methyltransferase 1
Biological process (GO): peptidyl-arginine methylation
Molecular function (GO): protein-arginine N-methyltransferase activity
Source: RefSeq, a predicted model, not a curated record